Molecule: messenger RNA, 2094 nt
Organism: Amyelois transitella
Lineage: Eukaryota; Metazoa; Arthropoda; Insecta; Lepidoptera; Pyralidae
Product: RNA-binding protein 34
Exons: 8
Coding region: 83-2029 (648 amino acids)
Molecular function (GO): mRNA binding
Source: RefSeq, a predicted model, not a curated record
UGUCAAUGUCAAAUACCAUGUGGUUGUGUCCAUGUGAGAGAUUUUUGGUUGUUUCAUAGGGUUUAUAGGAAUUUAUCUUAGAAUGGAUUAUGUUGUAGGCAGCGUCGCUGCUCUUAUAUCGGGCAAUGUAACACCAAAUAGACCCAAACUAGUGCGUAGAGCUCUAACGCCUACAAAACAUCAACCUUCUCCGAAUGUGACACCGAAAAGUCAAUUCGCCGAAGAUAGAUCUUUAUUUCUUUCUCCAACGCAGCAGAAAAAGAAAGCUAUCGUUAAGAAGUCGCCGAAGAGGAUUUUUCAGAAUCCUGACUUGGAUGUGACAUUGGAAAACGAAGGUAAAAAUUCUCAGAGUAGUCCAAAAGCUAACAAGGUCAAGAAACAUUUAAAAGAGGAUUUGGAGGCUGAUAAUUCGAAAGGUAGCGUUACUUCUUCGCCUAAGAAUAGAAAUAAAUCAUUAGAUACGUCUACUGAUAUUUCAUCAUCAAAAAAGAAACCAAACCAACCAAGUGACAAUGUAGGAGAUAUGCAAAAUAAUGAGAUGUCAAAAAAGAAGAAAAAUAAAAAGCACAUUGAAGAGGAAGCUGAAAGCCAAACUGAAAAUAAAGAAGAAAAUAUUGUUAAGAGUCCGAAAAGAAGUAAAAAGCGAACAUCUGCUCAGAUUGAACAAAACGCAGAAAUCACGGAAUCAAGCGACGUGUCACCUAAAAAGAAGAGCAAGAAAGUGAAACACAGUGAAAGUAAUGAAAAUAAUGAAGUUUCUGAAAAUACUGACGUAGCUGAGAAAAUUUUUAAAAAGAACAAAAAGAAACAUAACAAAACGCAGAAAAAACCCGAAACAAAUGACAGGUUAGAUAGUAAUUGUGAAGAAAAAGAGGAAUCCCAGAAGAAACCCCUGGUGAAUCCGAAUGCAGUUACAGAUAAAGAUACAGAUUCGGAACAUGAAUCGGAUAAUGAAAUUGAAUCGGAGAAUGAUGAGGCGAAUAAAGAUAUACUUGACACUGGUCCGGCUCAAGACAGCUCUGAUGAGGAAGAAGAAGCAUCUACUUCUAAGAAUGUAAUGUUGGAGAAAGCUGAAAAGACCAAGGAGCCAGUGAGCGAUGAUGAAGUGCGACGGACACUGUUUGUGGGGAACGUGCCCUACACCAAGAAAUGCAAGAAGGAGCUGAAGAAGAUCUUCAGCAAAUACGGGACAAUUGAAACAGUCAGGAUCCGCACAGUGCCAGUGAAGGACCCCCGGUACACGCCCAAGCUGGCUCUCAUAAAGAAUGAACUACAUCCAGAACGUACCACGGUCAAUGUGUACGUCAAGUUCAAAGAGGAAUCCUCUGUUGAGCAGGCUCUGUCAGAGAACAAUACGGUUCUCAACGAUCAUCAUCUGCGGGUGACCCGCAGUCAGUCCACGGGGGCCGCCCAUGAUCCCAAAUGUUCAGUUUUUGUUGGUAACCUGCCUUUUGGUCUGGAAGACGAGGCGUUCCGGGCGAAGUUUGAGAGCUGCGGGCAGAUUGAGUCGGUCAGGAUUAUAAGGGACAAGAAGACUAAUGCUGGGAAAGGUUUCGGCUACAUUAAUUUCGCGUCGAAAGACGGCGUGGAACUGGCUUUGAACUUGACAGAGGAAGACUUGACAAUUAAGAACAGAAUAUUGAGAGUGAAACGGUGCAUGCAGUCCCGCCCGGGAACGAACCCGGGACCUAAGGGGAACCAGUCACUCAAUCAUGGGGGAAACAGAGGGUUCGUCAGAAGAAAUGAUGGACAAGGUGCAAAGCAUGGGAAUUCCCAUGGGAAAUUCCCGGGAAAAUUCCAGGGGAACAAAGAAGAGGGGGCGUAUAGGAGGAUCAUGAAUAAAAGGAAGGGUCAGGAGGGCGGCGAAGCUCCAUUUGAGAAGAAAGCGAAGAAUUCGAAUCAGCCACAGAAGGAGAAGAAACAGAGGAAAGAAUUCGUCGGCAUGACAGCUGAAAAGAGAAAGAAACACACAUUCAACAAGGGGCAGAAGAAGAAGAAGAUUCUUAGUGAAAUUCUAGCGAACAAAUGAGAAGAGUAGUUUAUGUUGACUUAUGUAAGGUAUUUUAAUUAUGUGAAUAAAUAUUUAAGAGACUC